UAGAUCAUUUUUGUUAUGACGUGGCAACAACGUUGAUUGAACAGGUUUUCGCCCAGCGGGACGUUAUUCGGGUUCGUACAGAAACCCAAGGACAGGGGCCUGCAGUUUCUCUAUUGGUGUGUUAUAAACAUGUAGGCGGAUCUUGACGAGCACCUCUGGUCAAAAACAAGUAACGUGUAGUGUACCAAGUGGAGGACGAGACGAGUUGUUUUUAAAAAAUACUACUAAUGUACUAUGAUUUAAAACAUGAGGAGAAUUGCUGCUACAAAUGGACGGGUUUAGAUAACAUCCAGGGCACUCUAUGUUGAUCCGAGUCAGUAGGAGGUGAUGAACCCCCCAGCUGAGAUGUCCCCUCCCACAGACCAUGUCGCCACAGAGACACAGAGCAUGACCUCUGACCCGUCCCACCUCGGAACUCUGGGAAGUAAUGUCCGCCUGAAGGCAGCCCCACCUAACGCCACAGGUUGUACCUGGCUGGUUGUCCUAGCAGCGAUAGCUGCAUCUCUCAGUGGCUUGAUGUUGGGUUAUGAAUUAGGCCUGACCUCCGGGGUCCUGCUCCAGCUAAGGGGUAUCCUCUCUCUGUCAUGCCGGGAACAAGAGCUCCUGGUGGGGUCUCUGCUGCUGGGCUGUCUGGUGAUCUCCAUUGCUGGAGGCUGGGGCCUGGACCGUUACGGACGCCGCUGGUCCAUGCUCCUGUCCGGAGGCCUUGUGGCUGGGGGUACUUUGCUACUACUGCUCCCGGCCUCGCUCACCACGCUGUCGCUCGGCCGCGCCGUGGUUGGCAUGGGGACAGCGUUGUCGGGUACGGCGGCGUGCAUGUACAUAGCGGAGAUAGCGCCACGGGAGCGCCGGGGGUUAUUAGUGACGCUGUACGAGCUGAUGGUGGUUGUCGGGGUGUUGCUAGGUUUCGGGUGUAGCUACGCGUUCUCUGCGUUGCCGAACGGGUGGCGGUACACCUUCGGACUUGUCCUCCCGCCAGCCGUUCUACAGGCCGCUGCCCUCGUCCUCCUCCCGCCCAGCCCGCGUUUCCUAGUCGCCAGGGGCGACUCGAAGCGGGCCAAGGAGGUGCUGGUCCGUCUGAGGGGCGUGGCCAGCAGGGAGACCGUGGAGGAGGAGCUACGGGGAAUCCAGGCGGGGCUUAAGGAGGAAGCGGAGCAUGGUUUCCGAGAGCUGUUCAGCGACAAGGCUAACCUGCGCCGGCGAUUGCUAACGGGCGUGGCUCUAGUGUUCCUGCAACAGACUACGGGUCAGCCCAACCUCCUCUCUUACGCCUCGCCGCUACUACGCAGCGUGGGUUUCCAUAGCGACGCCGCCGCCAACCUGGCCUCUACGGGCUUCGGCGUAGUGAAAGUGGUGGGGACGGUUCCCGCCGUCCUAUUGGUCGACAGGGUCGGGCCCAAGAGCUUCCUGUGUGUCGGUGCGGUCGCCAUGGGGAUGUCGCUUGUGACACUGGGGGUGGUGACCUUGCAGAGCCGCACCCAUCUCACCAGCCUAUGCCAGAGCCCUGCGGGGGUGAACCAGACCUACCAGGAGCAGAACUUAAACACUCCUUCCUUCGGAUUGAACUAUAGCUCUUUUAAAUUAUUCACGCCCCCUCCUGAUGAGAGCCAAUGGAAUGGCAGUGACUCUGCGGAGGCUCCGUGGACUAAGAGAGAGGAUGCUGGGAUGGGGUCAGGGGUUAGGGGGCGGGGUCACGUGAAGUGGAUCUCGCUUGUCAGCCUCCUGGUGUAUGUAGCUGCUUUCUCCUUCAGCCUAGGACCAAUGGUGUAUGUGGUGCUGAGUGAGAUCUUCCCUACAGGGAUCAGAGGGAAAGCGGUGUCCGUAGUGUCUGCUGUCAACUGGGCCACCAACCUCCUCAUGUCCAUGACCUUCCUCUCUGCCACAGAGAGGAUUGGUGUUCCCAACGUGAUGUUCCUGUACGCCACCAUAAGCUUCAUCCUGCUGGUCUUCGUCAUCCUCUUCAUCCCAGAGACUCAGGGACGCACACUGGAGCAGAUCUCUAAAGAACUGGCCAAGAAAAAGCAACUGAAGGUGAGGUUCUGGCGUCGAGUGCAACCCCAGGAGACUCUGUUCACCAUUCACAGGACCCCUGAACUCUCAACUCUGACCCCUUCACCCUCUCACCUAGCAGUCCACAGCAGAGGGACGAAGAUCUGGGAGGAGAGAGGAAAUGCGAGAAAUGGAGAAGAGGGAGGUCAAGAAACGAGGAGGAGAGAGAUAGAAUAGGGAUGAUAGAAGGAGAACAACCAUCUGACAGUUGGACCAUCUACUCUGGAUUGCUAACCUGUUUGUAGCACUUUCUACUGUUUUCAAACAGAAUACACAGGAUUUUACCUU
This is a messenger RNA of Salmo salar (Atlantic salmon), 2337 nucleotides long. RefSeq names its product solute carrier family 2 member 12 (gene slc2a12). Gene Ontology annotation, cellular component: membrane. The record is from RefSeq and is a predicted model, not a curated record. Lineage: Eukaryota; Metazoa; Chordata; Actinopteri; Salmoniformes; Salmonidae. Gene Ontology annotation, molecular function: D-glucose transmembrane transporter activity. Gene Ontology annotation, biological process: circulatory system development; D-glucose transmembrane transport.